AUGGCAGAAGAAGAAGAGGGUGUAUCAAGGAAGGUUGUGGUUCGCAACCGUUGUAAAACAGACUAUAUUGUUAAAGUUAAUGGAUUAUUGAGACCAAGCCAUCGCUCUCGAAUUGGACGCACUCCAUUUAGGUGGUGUGUUGACAUGGUGAAACCGUUGGAUAUCAAUGGAGUUUUGUUGAAACACACACUUAGUCGGUGGGUCCCUGAACAUGAAAGCAUAUGUAUCAGGCAACAUUUGGUACGGUUGUCUGUUUUAGAUGUUUGUGUUUGUUUGGGUCUGAAUGCUGUUGGGGUUGAUGUAGAAUUCAAUAGUGUUGUGUGCGGGGUGAUAAAGUCAUUAUUUGAACAUGAACCAAUAACAAUAGAUGACAUUGUUAAUAGGAUAUACUUUUAUUUACAAAGUGGCGAUGACAAUGACAUUGACAAUGUAGACAAUGUUUGUCGUUUGUACUUGUUGUUGUGUUUUGCUCUUUUGUAUUUCCCUAGGACUUCUAGAACUGUCACAAACAUGCCAUUUAGAUUGUUGGAUAACCUUGACAACUUGAAUCAAUACAACUGGUCAAGGUCUGUCCAUAGUUUUUUAGUUGAAGGUUUCAAUCGUGCUUACCACACUUUAAGGCAAGAUCAAAACACGUCAACCAUAACUGUAGCUGGGUCCGUGGCUAUUUUUCUGCUUUUGGUUUGUCGACUACUUUCUGUGGGGUCUUACGAAGGUGACGUUAGUUUCCCAAGAAUUUUGAGUUGGCCAUCGUUGGUGAUUAUGACUCACGGAAUAAAAUCCGCAUUUGAAUCUAACAAGGUUGUUCUUGAAUGGGAAUUAACUGAAGACGAAAAAAACAUUGAUGUUGUUCGUGAAGCCUUAAAUGUAGGUUCACAUGGCAUCCCAAAAAAAGGAGUAGAAGACAUGUCCUUUACUAAAUUUAAGCAAUGGUGCAAAAGGAAGCUGAAAAGAAAUUAUAGGGUUGUUCAACAACUAAAAGAUCAGCUUAGCAAUAUGGAAGAAGAGUACGCUUGUGGAGGUCAAGAACCCGACCCAUCUUCCUUUGAGGAACCCGAACCCUCUCCCUUUCAUAAUGGUCAUCGCUUUGAUGUUGAGGAGCCCCAAUCUCGUCCUUUUGACCACCCAUCUUCCUCCCAUCAACCUCAACCCUCUUCAUUUGAUAAAGGUCAUGCCUUUGAUGUUGAGGAGCCACAAUCACGUGAUUUUGAGGACCCAUCUUCCUUUCAUCAAGCUGAACCUUCUUGCCAUGAUAUAGGUGAUGGUUGUGAUGUUGAGGAGGCACAAGCACGUCAUUGUAAUACUCCCGAAUACAAUCCUCAUGGUAUGGAAAUUAUUCCAUAUGUGGAACCAGGAAAAUGUUCUUUGGAUGUUGACUUAAGUGAAUUGUAUCGCAUUCUUGUCUCACAAGAUGGGAGGCAAACGGUGGUUGACAUAAAUCACCAGAUAUUAACCACAGUUGAGUGCUGUGGAUUUCGUCCUCGAGGAAAACUUUCGAACAUGGCCAUUUUGUUUGCUUACAACAACUUCAUGUAUAGACAAAGAAAAUUGAAUGGGGUGAUCAAGAGAGUUGUGUUUGGUACUUUGUAUACGACCGUAGUUGUUGAAGAUAGUAGAAGGGUCAAGGCAAAAAGACGUGAAUGGGUUUUAGGGGACUACAACAAUUUCCUUACACGUGGACUAGUUUCAGUACACGAUAUACUGUCAGCAGAUUUUGUCUUUGCUCCUAUAAUCCAUGAGCAACAUUGGUGGUGUUAUGUAAUAAACUGUCGCACACGCCAAUUUUUUGUGCUUGACUCUCUUGGGAGUAAACGACAAGGACAUAAAAGGAUAGACAAUGCGAUCGCGCGUAACAUGGAGAUUUUAUUUGGUUUACUUGAAAAUUGUUCUGAUGCUGAUAAACCAAAAUUUGAGGUCCUUACCCAAGAUCUUCCACCACAACCAAAUUUGUAA
Messenger RNA from Vigna unguiculata (cowpea), 1953 nucleotides. RefSeq lists its product as uncharacterized. Gene Ontology annotation, molecular function: cysteine-type peptidase activity. The record is from RefSeq and is a predicted model, not a curated record. Gene Ontology annotation, biological process: proteolysis. NCBI's taxonomy places the organism in Eukaryota, Viridiplantae, Streptophyta, Magnoliopsida, Fabales, Fabaceae.